Messenger RNA from Argiope bruennichi, 6219 nucleotides. Its product is annotated as potassium voltage-gated channel subfamily H member 2-like. Gene Ontology annotation, biological process: potassium ion transmembrane transport; membrane repolarization during action potential. Bases 103 to 4464 code for a protein of 1453 amino acids. Gene Ontology annotation, molecular function: inward rectifier potassium channel activity. Gene Ontology annotation, cellular component: membrane. NCBI's taxonomy places the organism in Eukaryota, Metazoa, Arthropoda, Arachnida, Araneae, Araneidae. The record is from RefSeq and is a predicted model, not a curated record. The transcript is spliced from 21 exons.
GCAGAUACCGAUGGCUGUCCGCUCGAGACAGCGCCCGGGACUAAGGUUCCCGCGCCGCCCUAGGACUAUGCUGGACCCCUUCUGAUCGUAGGCGGCGGCACUAUGCCAGUUCGGAGGGGCCAUGUCGCCCCACAGACAACCUUCGUCGACAGCAUCAUUCGAAAGUUCGAAGGCCUCAAUCGUCGUUUCUUGCUGGCGAAUGCACAGGUGGAACAAUUUCCUAUCAUCUACUGUAAUGAUGGCUUCUGUGAUCUGGUGGGGUUUUCGCGGGCCGAACUCAUGCAGAAGCCUGCGACGUGCGACUUCCUGCACGGACCCCUCACCAGCUCCCAAGCCACGGCCCAGAUCAGGGAGUCCCUUACGACCUGCCUCGAGAAACAACUCGAAAUUAUAUACUAUCGGAAAGAUGGGACCAAAUUUUUGUGCAGCCAGGUGACAGCUCCUAUUAAGAAUGAGGAGGGAGAGAUCAGCAUGUUCAUUAUGAACUUUGAGGACAUAACGGAUGCCCCGUAUAGAGACGAAGUGGUGACACCUUGCACUAGCCCUUUAAUGUUUUUCAAGAGAUUUCCCCAAAUUUCCCGCCAAAUCCAGCGAAUGCGUCCGAGGCUACAUAACAGCAUCCGAUCCGUCGAAGAUUACCCCAAUAACGAAGCCGGUCCACGAGCCGCGAGGAGCAAGUCCUUGCGGUUAUGGUUGCCUUCCUUGUUGCGAAGGGGGUCGGAGGUUAAAGAUCAAGAGGGUAUGAUGCUGACCCCUGAUGCUGAAACUGUGGCGCUGGACACAUUCGAUCCCCACAUGCACCUUUUGGAGCUUCGGCGGCAGAGCCUUGUCGAAAUGGACCACUACACAGCCCCUCCCCCACCAUCGAAAGAAGCGGACGCAUAUAAAGGAGGACCACCCGAUACCCUCUGGAGGACGUCCUCUUCUUUUAAAGAAAAGGGAACGCUCUCCGCAGCAUUGCAAGGACAGAAAAAAGCGGUUAGCCAACCCGACCUCUAUUGGUGUAGGAGUGAGCCUUCCAGAAGAAGGGCCUUAACCCUUGACCUCGGUAAUGCCAUAGCAGCCAACAAUCUGAGCAAAUCCCUUCCGAAUGCGUCCUCGGAUUCGGACCUGUCACGGGUACGACAACAGAGGAAGUCCCCAUCCCUUAGCAAUGUUAUUUCUGAAUCUCACUCCCGGCAGAAGGAAAACAACUCGGCCAAGUUGCUCCUCAAAGAAAUGCACUCGCACAAGCUUUACAUGGGGGAGAAGGUUGCACAGGUGCUGUCCCUGGGAGCUGACGUGCUGCCCGAGUACAAAUUAAAGAAACCAACAGUCCACAAAUGGACCAUCCUCCACUACUCGCCCUUCAAGGCGGUUUGGGAUUGGAUCAUCCUGCUGCUGGUCAUGUACACGGCCAUCUUCACGCCUUACGUGGCCGCCUUCCUUCUCAGCGAAGAGAAGGCGGACAAGCGCAACAAAAAGUACGGCGACGACCCCAUAGUGGUGAUCGACCUGCUAGUCGACGUCAUGUUCAUCAUCGACAUCAUCAUCAACUUCCGAACCACGUACGUCAACUCCAACGACGAAGUGAUUAGCCACCCCGGCAAGAUUGCCGUCCAUUACCUCCGGGGAUGGUUCAUCAUCGAUGUCGUGGCAGCCAUACCCUUCGACCUACUCUUCCUUGGAUCGGAAACGGACGAGACGACGACGUUGAUCGGUCUCUUGAAGACCGCUCGCCUCCUGCGGCUGGUGAGGGUCGCCCGCAAAAUCGACCGCUACUCGGAGUAUGGGGCCGCAGUGCUCUUGCUUCUCGUGGCUGCUUUCGCGCUCAUUGCUCAUUGGUUGGCUUGCAUCUGGUACGCUAUCGGCAACGCCGAGCGACCUUUCCUACAGAACAAGAUUGGCUGGUUGGACCACUUGGCGAAGGACACUGAACAGCCGUAUAACAACAGCCACGGAGGGCCCUCCAUCAAGUCCAAGUAUGUGACGGCCCUCUAUUUCACGUUUACCAGCCUUACUAGUGUGGGAUUCGGAAAUGUGGCUCCGAACACCAACAUGGAGAAAGUGUUCGCCAUCAUAGUGAUGCUUGUGGGAUCUCUCAUGUACGCUAGCAUCUUUGGUAACGUAUCGGCCAUCAUCCAGAGGUUGUAUUCGGGCACGGCACGGUACCACACCCAAUUAUUAAGGGUAAAAGAAUUCAUCCGCUUCCAUCAGAUACCGAACCCUUUACGACAGCGGCUGGAAGAAUAUUUCCAGCAUGCUUGGACGUAUACGAACGGAAUAGAUAUGAAUAUGGUAUUGAAGGGUUUUCCGGACUGUUUGCAAGCGGACAUAUGCCUACAUCUCAACCGGAACUUGCUCAAUAAUUGCUCCGCUUUCAAAGGGGCCAGCCCUGGAUGCCUUCGAGCUCUCUCCUUGAAGUUCAAAACUACACACGCACCCCCCGGUGAUACGCUGGUCCACCGGGGGGAUGUUCUAACAGCACUUUACUUCAUUUCCAGGGGAUCUAUAGAGAUCUUAAAAGAUGACGUCAUGAUGGCCAUCUUAGGCAAAGACGACAUCUUCGGCGAAAAUCCGUGCAGCUAUAGUACUGUUGGAAAGUCCAGCUGCAACGUCCGUGCCUUGACGUACUGUGAUUUACACAAGAUUAAUCGCGAAGACCUACUGGAUGUACUUGACAUGUAUCCAGAAUUCUGGGAAUCGUUCUCUUCGAACUUAGAAAUUACAUUCAACCUUAGAGAUACUGAACAAGCAGGGGUAGAUCCUGAACUUUUUAGACACAAACAAGUGUACAAAGAGCCGGAUUCCAUUGAUGAAUGUGAUGGUGGUAGCCGUACGAACUCCCUCCUGACGCCCAUACUACCACCGGAAGAGGCUCGUACCACAGCUUACCAGUACCCAAGAGCUAGAAGACGAAGAAGAAGACCCAGACCACCUUCCAGCGAUGAAGGAACAGGGUUCAGCGAUGAGGAGGACCGCAGAUAUAGCGGUAUGGGAAUCCUCGAAUUCUCUCCAACAAAAGCGGGACAGGAUGUUACUCCCGCAAACCUCAAUUUUGGCCAACGGCAAAGGUCUGGCACUUUGCAUUCGAUAGCAGGACUGCUCCAAGACCUGAAACGAAGUUUCACGGACGCGAAGGUGGCAAAGCCUGAAGUCUGCGCAGGCGCAAUAGCUACAGUCACCAGCCUAGCAACAGGACCUUUAUCGGCUGUAGUAGUCACGCAGCAAGCUCAGGAGCCUUUAGCAUCUCGCCCUCCAAGUCUUACGAUGGCUCGACCUGAAACUCAAGCGGAGCCACAUGAGACUAAAGAAAAAACUCCACUGUUAGAUGCUGUUGAACCUAGUAUGGAUUUCGUUUCAUUACAGAUUGAUAAAGACAGAACUUCCCAGACAGCAUCUGUCGAUUCAACUCCUGGGUCUACAGGAAAUAUUCUCAGUCCACAAGCUACUUUCCAAUCUUCCCAGCAGCACAUUCCCUCUAGUCAAAGAAGCAUCUUAGAAAAUACUGUAGAAACGAGGCGACCUUGCUCUGGGCCGGGACGCCUAGGGACCAUGGCUGGCGGAACGUCCAGCAGUGGAGCCCGGUCGAGUUCUAGCGUCACUAUACCACUCACUGGUAGUUCUGUCAAUGGAAAUAGUCCUGGAGACGAUCUCACGUCCCCUCACCACCAGCCUUUCCCUAUAGUUAAUUCGAAGCCAAACACUCACAUGCUAGAAGCAAAGUUAGACAACCUUAGUAGGCAAGUACGAACAAUAGAAACGCGCUUGACCACAGAUAUUCAGACCAUCAUGCAGUUGCUGUCCCACAUAGUUGCGCAUUCCGGCGGUUCCCUCUUAGGCAAUACGACGACCGUCUCUAAGGAUCUGGUGUCCCUGUCCUCUGAUUUAACUCCUGAAGACGGUUUGGCCCAACAACCAUUCAGGCAACCUGGUGGGAAGCCCCGCGGUCGGCAGUAUAGGAGAGCGGUCAGUCUUCAAGGGAGCUUAUCCGCUCUGACGCCUGACGGGGUCUCGCUCAGGUACAUGUGCAGGAGCCUCGAUUUACCCAGGAGUCAAGAUCAGGAACCUUUGUCGACUGUUCAUGACUCUGAGUUAGAUGAACAAAUUGAAACCUCUAAACACUCCAAGACAGUGCCUGCAACACCUGCCAGCGAGAAGUCGCAUGAACAGCCAACAAGGUGUGCCUCACAACCUCUGGAGCGUCCAAGGCUUCGGAUGGUCCGCCUCAACAGGCACCUCUCUGCAGAGCCGGGUCAUCCCUCUUCCCAGGAGUGGGACCCGCCGGGUGAUGUAGUUGGCGGGACAGCAAGUGCUGCUGUGCAGCAAGGAACACUCCUGCCAACAUCCUCGGCGGUCCAUAUCACAUCCUCCACAUCGGCCUUGCAUUCGUCAAAUGCCGGGAAGACCGCCUCAGAGAGGAAGACCACUUCGUGGGACGAUGUCUCCAAAAGACCCGUGGGUUCCCAAUCAUCCGACGUGUAAAUAGUGUAAAGUUCGAAAACAAAAAAAAAUCGGGUUCGUUGGGUUUUUAUUUUUCUACCGCCAGAGCCUUGUGUGUCUAUUCAAAAUGAUGUAGACAGUGCCUGAGACUCCUUGUUUGCCAGACUGCAGGAAUUAAAACACCGGUGGCGUAGCUAAAUCGGGAAGGGUUCUCGGUGCUUCGACUGGUUAAGGGGCCCGAAGCCACUUCUACUAUGCACAUAUAUAAGAGUGGGCUCUGGUAUUACACAUGCAAAAUAUAUGCACCGCCUGCAACCGCAAUAGCUACGCCACCGAGUACAACAACAAAAAGGGACUCGAGUUGACAUUCAGUUCCUCAGUACCACCCCAUCCUAAACUACCCCUGUUAAGUUCCAGGUUGCCUUGACAAAAUAUAUAUAUAAGAAAUGAAUUAAAAAUAUUAAAAAAAUCAAGCAAAAAAUAACGAUAUCCAUGAGAGCUGGGCUGAGUGUCUCUUCUGCAAGAACAAGAUGACUGGCUGUAGAUCGCAAGGUGAGACUGACUCACAGCAGUGAUGGUGGAUUUCCACACUCAGGGAGGCGGAAAAACAACCCCAUAUCAGGACGAGUCACAUUUCUCUCUAGUCCACGGUCUGUGAUAAGUUACGUGUGGUCCUCAUAGUGGGGUGCUACCGAAGGCUGGAAUGCUUAUAUAGCUGUGAUUAUUCUUCCUAAGCUCCUGCUAAGCAAGAGCGAAUGGACUGAUUGAGACUGAACUGCUCUCGAAUUGUAUAUAAACUAUAUACACACACAUGAAAAUAUAUUUAUGCGUAUAUGUGUAUCGAUGUAUAUAGAAGAAUAUACACCCAUACACAUAUAUAGUCCACUAUUAGGUGCUGGCCGCAGCGUGGGCGCAAUACUUUUAGCUAAAAAAACAGAGGCUAUAGACAAGUAGGCACAAGUAGAGCACAAGUGUUGCCCCACGCUUUUUUUUCAUAAACUUUUUUUCAUGGCUUCAAAUUGCCUGGUGCAAAACAAACAAAAUAAAAUCAGACAGAAAAUCCGUUUCCUCUUUGCUAUCUAUCCAUAGCGACUCCAAUGCUUUCUAUCCGAUUUCACCGCAAGAGAAACAAAUCAGGUAAUUUAGACGAAGAAAUUACUAUCCUCGUGCAUAGAGACAUCUACUUAACUCAAAUUUCUUUACACUUCUAAUAAACGGCCAUCUUUUUUACCUGCACACUCUGAGAAAUUACUAAGGAAAAAAAAUUAAGAAGUGAAAUCUUCAUAAUUUAGAAUAUUAGCUGACUUUAUUCUCGAUUUCCCCGAGAGAGUUUUCGUUCCCGUACUCGGGGGACCAACUCGCUUUGAGUGGGCCAUUGCACAGGUCACACCUAGGGGCCUUCCAGUGCAUGCGCUGCAACUUGAUGCAAACCUUUAACUUUGCACUCCUGCCUGCUUCCUUACUUAACUAAUACUAUAUAUAAUAAUCUCACCCAUCUUGUACAUACGUUCGUUACGUAUUAAGAGAUAAAAAAGCUCCAUUUUUAUAUAAAUUGUUACAUAUUUUACAACAGAGGGUUAGACUUAUGGUGCAUAGAAGAUAAGUCAUGUAUAAGCGAGCCUUGUGAUGGAGAAGAGGCUGUCGCUACUAUGCUAACGCCGUGGCCUUCCUUUCAAUGUUAGCGGACUGUUUCUGUUGCAGACCCUACAUCUAUUUUGUUAAUGAAUCAUAAAAGCUUCAUCCCAUUUGGUUCUCAAAAAUGUUCUGUAUAAUAAAGAGACCUAUGCAACUAUUAUA